Lodderomyces parapsilosis is the source of this 1284-nucleotide messenger RNA. It is a transcript of the gene DHH1, whose product is annotated as DExD/H-box ATP-dependent RNA helicase. NCBI's taxonomy places the organism in Eukaryota, Fungi, Ascomycota, Pichiomycetes, Serinales, Debaryomycetaceae. Gene Ontology annotation, biological process: cytoplasmic stress granule assembly; P-body assembly. The transcript has a single exon. The coding region runs from base 1 to 1284 and encodes 427 amino acids. Gene Ontology annotation, cellular component: cytoplasmic stress granule; P-body. The record is from RefSeq and is a predicted model, not a curated record. Gene Ontology annotation, molecular function: mRNA binding; RNA helicase activity; ATP binding.
AUGACUGAGGUUAACGAUUGGAAACAAAAUCUCAGCCUCCCUCAAAAGGACACCAGACCCCAAACUGAUGACGUGUUAAACACUAAAGGUAAAUCAUUUGAAGAUUUCAAUUUGAAAAGAGAGUUAUUAAUGGGGAUAUUUGAAGCCGGAUUUGAAAAACCGUCACCUAUUCAAGAAGAAUCUAUUCCCAUGGCUUUAGCUGGCAGAGAUAUCCUUGCUAGAGCUAAAAACGGUACAGGAAAAACCGCCUCUUUCAUCAUCCCUUGCUUACAAUUAUGCAAACCAAAAUUAAACAAAAUACAAGCUUUGAUAUUAGUACCUACACGAGAAUUGGCUUUACAAACGUCACAAGUCGUGAGAACUUUGGGUAAACAUCUAGGAGUUCAGUGUAUGGUAACCACAGGUGGUACUUCGUUGCGAGAUGAUAUUGUUAGAUUAAAUGACCCCGUUCAUAUAUUAGUUGGUACACCUGGUAGGGUUUUAGAUUUAGCCUCGAGAAAAGUGGCUGAUUUAUCUGAAUGUCCCCUCUUCGUUAUGGAUGAGGCUGACAAGAUGUUAUCAAGAGAGUUUAAGAAUAUAAUAGAGCAAAUAUUAGAAUUCUUCCCACCACAUAGACAAGCAUUGUUGUUUUCGGCCACUUUCCCCAUCACUGUCAAACAUUUUAUGGAUCAACAUUUGAACAAACCAUAUGAAGUUAAUCUUAUGGAUGAGUUAACGUUAAAAGGUAUAACACAGUUUUAUGCGUUUGUGGAGGAGAAACAAAAAUUACACUGUUUAAACACGUUGUUUUCCAAAUUGCAAAUCAACCAAUCAAUCAUUUUCUGUAACUCAACCAAUAGAGUUGAAUUGUUGGCGAAAAAGAUUACUGAAUUAGGCUAUUCAUGUUAUUAUUCUCAUGCAAAGAUGCCUCAGCAAGCAAGAAAUAAAGUAUUUCACGAAUUUAGACAAGGUAAAGUGCGUAACUUGGUUUGUUCGGAUUUGUUAACUAGAGGUAUCGAUAUACAAGCAGUUAAUGUUGUCAUUAACUUUGAUUUUCCCAAAACUGCUGAGACUUAUUUGCACAGAAUCGGUCGUUCAGGAAGGUUUGGACAUUUGGGUUUGGCCAUCAAUUUGAUGAGUUGGAACGACAGAUAUGCUUUAUACAAGAUUGAGCAAGAGUUGGGUACUGAAAUCAAGCCAAUUCCAGCUACAAUUGAUAAAUCGUUGUAUGUUGCCGAAAAUGAAGAUGCUGUGCCCAAGCCAUUCAAAGGAGAGGAUUUAUCAAGAGUGAAGAACUCACACUAG